AUGGGUUGGGGGGUUCUUCAAGACCCGCUGAUGGAAAAUCCUCCUGGGACAGCUACCAUCGGGGCGUCGCCAGUGAUUGGUCAGGAAAUCUAUUGGUCUCCGCUAUGGAAAAAUACCAUCAUGGUUAUUCUUGCGUUCAGCUCGGGGCUGACGACUGCCCUCGGCCCAAUGCUCACUCCCGGUCUCCAUACCAUCGCAGUCCAGUACAACGUCAGCCUCGACAUGGUUUCCAGCUUCAUGAUCGGCUUCUUUGCAUUUUGGAUCGGAUCGACGACAUUCUUUACAGCCGCCGGCGCAAACAUUUGGGGAAAGCGGCCUUUCUUCCUGAUAUCUACGGUGAUUCUGAUCGGUACUUGCGUUUGGGGAUAUCUAGCUUCCUCCUUCCAAUCUCUUGCAGCCAUGCGGGUCGUCCAGGGCAUGGCCUCUGCUCCCCUAGAAACUCUAGUCACCAGUUCUGUCUCCGACCUCUUCUUCGUCCACCAACGCGGCUCUCGCCUCGCUAUAUGGGGCGUCAUGCUUGCUUCCGGUGUUCUCCUCGGCCAAACCAUCUCCGGAUACAUCAUACAAACUCUCGGCAUCCGCUCCACCUUCGCAAUCGCAGGAAUGAUCUUCAUUUUCCUCCUGCCCUUGACCUACUUCUUCGUCCUCGAGACCACCUUUACCUCCCCACGCGAGCGCACCGCUCAGCUCCAGGAAAAAGGCAACUCCUUCUGGAUGAUCGAGCACGACGGACGCGAGCCCUACCGCCGCCAACUACGCGUAUUUCGCGGCCGCCUCAGCCCUGAGAGCUACUGGAAAGGCGUGAUCAAGCCGUUCCCGCUAAUCGCGUACCCGGCCGUGCUCUUCAGCACCAUCGUCUACGGGUCUUUCUUCACGUGGCUGCUAGUCAUCUCGCUGCUAUCAGCGACCGCGUUCGGAAGUCCGCCGUACAAUCUAACACCCUCGCAGAUCGGGCUGACGAACCUGCCAUUAUUCGGCGUCGCGCUGCUCGGCUCGCCGCUGUCUGGCUGGAUGGCAGACACCGUAGCAAAGGGCAUGGCGCGCCGCAACCGCGGCGUCUUCGAGCCCGAGUUCCGGCUCACGCUCAUGCUCGUCGCGAUGCCGCUGUCCACCAUCGGCUUCCUCGGCUUCGGGACGAGCGUGCAUAACCACGCGCCGCUGGCGUGGCCGCUCGUCUUCAUGUCGUUGCACGCGCUCUCGGUGCCGUUCGCGACGCAGGCCAGCCUGACGUACGUGAUUGACUGCCACCCCAGGGACGCGAACCAGGCGUUUGUGACGAUCAAUUUCGCUAAAGCGGUCUUCACGUUCCUGGCGACGACGUACGUGAAUGGGUGGUAUUUGCGGGUGGGGCCGAGGCAGGUGUUUUAUGUUAUUGCGGCGGUCAAUUUGGGGGUUUGCACGUUGACGGGGCCGGCGUAUGUGUUUGGAAAGAGGUUUCGGGGGAUGGUGGCGCGAAGUCGAUUUGCGCAGAAGCUCUCAGGGUAA
Molecule: messenger RNA, 1485 nt
Organism: Mytilinidion resinicola
Lineage: Eukaryota; Fungi; Ascomycota; Dothideomycetes; Mytilinidiales; Mytilinidiaceae
Product: MFS transporter-like protein
Exons: 6
Coding region: 1-1485 (494 amino acids)
Biological process (GO): transmembrane transport
Molecular function (GO): transmembrane transporter activity
Source: RefSeq, a predicted model, not a curated record